AUGUUCUUCUUCUCAACCCCAACCUCUCUCUUCCUCACAACAGCAACCCUCCUCCUCUCCUCACCAGCCCACGCAGCACCCACCCGAGCAAACUGCCACUGCACCCUCCUCUCCACCACCCCACCACCCGCCCAAAACACGCCUUCAACUUCCCAAUCCACGCUCUCCAACUCAUCGCCACCACCACUCUCCAUAGCAGCCGAUGUCUGCGCCGACCUCGGGCCCAAACUAGUUGCCUUCAGAGACAGCAAGCCGGAACUGUACGACGCGUAUAUCCGCCAGGCAGACGCGGAUCCAAACGGCCUGUUCACAGCGCGCAUCCCCACCACUGUUCUCCUCGCAUUUGUGGCGCGCGCAACGGAGGCAAGGCAGCGGGGAGAAGAGGGCGAGGAUGUGUCGCAGCCGCGGGAGAGAAUUGUGUGUCGAUCUGAGGCAUGGGAAGAAAUGGAGGGUUAUCAAGAUCUACUUCCGAAUCUCUGGGUCUCCCAGAUCAUCAUUGCUGUUGCCAUAUUGGCUUGUGUGGCAGAGGGAAUUCAUCUUGGUAUGCGCUGGAUAUCCCAACGCUACAACAACAGCGCUUCUACCCCCCCAUCCCCCCAAACACACAGACUCCACCUCCCCGGUAGCGAAAAAACACUCCUCGCUAUCCCGCCCACCGACCCCUCCCUAGACUUCCUCGCGAGCCCUGGGUCAGAGAAGAAAUCCCGCGCAUACGAGACAAUGCGCUUCCACGUGCAACAGUCGAGUGCCGGGCCCCGCCAGUUUAUCGCGUAUGAUGACGAGGAUGAUGAUGAGGCGAAUAGGCCGGUGAUGUGA
Molecule: messenger RNA, 816 nt
Organism: Plenodomus lingam JN3
Lineage: Eukaryota; Fungi; Ascomycota; Dothideomycetes; Pleosporales; Leptosphaeriaceae
Source: RefSeq, a predicted model, not a curated record